This is a messenger RNA of Purpureocillium takamizusanense, 1871 nucleotides long. RefSeq lists its product as uncharacterized. The transcript has 4 exons. Gene Ontology annotation, molecular function: ferric-chelate reductase activity. Gene Ontology annotation, biological process: intracellular iron ion homeostasis; copper ion import; iron ion transport. Bases 1 to 1725 code for a protein of 574 amino acids. Gene Ontology annotation, cellular component: plasma membrane. Lineage: Eukaryota; Fungi; Ascomycota; Sordariomycetes; Hypocreales; Ophiocordycipitaceae. The record is from RefSeq and is a predicted model, not a curated record.
AUGGCUGGACAUGGGCAAAGUGCAGACUUUAUGAGGCGGACGCGGUUAAACGAGGAGUCGACGCUGGCAUAUAUUCUUUCGAUGCUGGCAAUUGCCGUCCUUUUUGCGCUGUUCCACAUGGUGCGACGGCUCGGGCAGCAGUUGUCCGGGAGAAGGACUCAAACCGUCAAGGCCGGGGGACUGGUAUCACUUUCUCGAAAGAUACGGAGUGUAUCGAUUCACAGUGUGCCGUGUCUUCCUUCGGUCGGCCACGCGAGCCUCGUCUGCCUCUAUGUCGCCAUCAACAUCAUCGCGAUGUUUACAAACAUUGACAACAAGAACAUGGGGAUGAUCACCAACAUUGCCUCGAGGGCGGCGUGGCUUGCGUUGGCCAACUUGGUCGUCCUCAUCGUGCUGGCUCUGAAGAACACUCCGCUGGCGUUCCUGACGGCGUGGUCAUAUGAGCGCCUCAACGUGUUGCACCAGGUCGCCGGCUACAUGAUGAUUACACUCAUCAUCGUCCACGCCAGCUGCUACUCUUCCUACUUUGUACACGACGGACGACCCGAACGGCUCCUUGAGGUUGGCGAAAGAUUCGGCAUGGUGGCGGGCAUAUCGCUCGUCAUCAUUGCCUUCGCAGGGGCCGUCGUGAGGCGCUGGUGGUACGAGCUCUUCUACUGCGUGCACGUCUCCUUUUGGGUGCUGGCCAUUGUCGCGAUCGGCUUGCACCAGCCGGACCUGGGCAAGAAGACCAUCAUCAUGACGCUCGUCGCGGCCGGGCUCUGGGCCAUGGACCGGCUGCUCCGCCUCGCUCGCCUGCUGCUGUUUGGCGUCAACAACUCCGCGACGCUCACGCCGCUAUCCCACGGCGCGACGCGGGUGACGCUCGGCAAGCCCCCGGCCCGCGCCGUGUCGGGAAAGCACUGCUUCCUGUGGCUUCCCCGGAUCCGGACCUGCGAGACGCACCCCUUUACGAUUGUGGCGACGGGGCCGGUGGAGUUUGUGGUGACGUCCCACGACGGCUUCACGCGCGAUCUGCACCGGUACGCCGUGUCCCACCCCGGCGCGUCGCUCCGAGCGUCGGUGGAGGGGACGUACGGCACGAUCCCGAAUCCCGCCGCGUACGAUACGGUUGUGCUCGUGGCUGGAGGGAGCGGGGCUAGCUUCACGUUUGGCAUGGCCCUCAACAUGCUCCAGACGCUGCAGGGUGAUGAGAGUAGCAGAGCCAUUGUCUUUGUCUGGGUGGUCAGGCAUCACGAGUACCUGGAAUGGUAUGCAGACCAUCUGACUACGCUGAGGCACGACGACCGCGUGGACGCGAGGCUGUUCGUGACGAGGCAUUCAUUGUCCCAGCCAGUCAGCCCACUACCAGCCACCCCAACGUCGGAAAUGGGCAGCACCGAAAUCUCAGGUCUCGCCAUGAGCGACGCCGCAAAGCUGGAGAAGGAACCGGCGCAGGUGCAAUCGAAGAGGUCAAGCAACUCGCUUGGUUCAGACAAGCCGCAACACCUCGAGGCAAGCGGCGACGCGCCCAGCACAAUCAGCGGCAUCCCCAUCACGUACGAGAGGCCCGACGUCAGCGCCCUCAUCCGUCGCGCGGUCGACGAGACGCCGGCACACAGGCGGGCCUUGGUGCUGGGAUGCGGCCCCCCCGGGCUGAUGAAGCAGGUGAGGAACACGACGGCAGGGUGCAUCCGGUCGGACGGGCCGAGCGUGGAGCUUCACUGCGAGAAAUUUGGAUGGUGAGGCAACGGUGGCGGCGGGAGGUGCCCAGGCGGCAUUGGUAUGGUAGCCGACGACGUGCAGAGACUUCAUUUCCCUUGGAUAUAGUAUUGCGAGGAGAAGUUUUUUUGUGACCGAGUACAAAAUGACGCGAAGCAUGAGAAAAAAAG